AUGGUGAAAAAAAUUAUCUGCUCUCCUGAAGCAAAUACCUACGGAAUAGAUUUCACCAGGUUUAAGAUCCGGGAUAUAGAGACAGGAACUACACUCUUUGAGAUUGCUAAACCUGUGUAUGGCGGUGGAGAGGAUGAGGAGGACGGAGAAGGACCUGGAGAGGACCCGGAGCAGGAUCCUAAUGCAGGACGGUUUGUGAGAUAUCAGUUCACUUCCCAGUUUCUGAAGCUGAAAACUGUUGGAGCAACUGUAGAGUUCUCGGUUGGUUCUAAGCCUGUCAAGAACUUUCGAAUGAUCGAGCGGCACUUCUUUCGGGAUCGUCACCUAAAAACCUUCGAUUUUGAUUUUGGAUUCUGCAUACCCAACAGUAAGAACACUUGCGAGCAUAUUUACGAGUUUCCAAUCCUUGACAAGAAGACAAUUGAUCUGAUGGUCGCACAUCCUUUCGACACAAGAUCCGACAGUUUUUACUUCGUCGACAAUGAGCUUAUAAUGCACAACAAGGCCGACUAUGCCUACAACGGGUCCGUCGACUCAAGAUAAACAUUUCCAAUAACACAGCGUUGAUCAAACUCCUAGGUUUACAAUAAUGCUAUUGAAUGUAUCUUAUUGUAUUUGCUUUAAUGUGUACAAAGACGACUUUUAAUCACGGUUUUAUGUUUUAAAUCUAGGAAAUAUUCAUGAUAAUCAAAACAUCUGUGAAAGUUUGAAUCUGUGAUUAUAAGAAUGAAAAAUUGGAAAAUACUCAAGAAUUUAAAUAUAUAAUUUAACAACUUAA
Messenger RNA from Eurytemora carolleeae, 778 nucleotides. It is a transcript of the gene unc-119, whose product is annotated as protein unc-119 homolog B. Gene Ontology annotation, biological process: nervous system development; cilium assembly; lipoprotein transport. The record is from RefSeq and is a predicted model, not a curated record. Bases 1 to 543 code for a protein of 180 amino acids. NCBI's taxonomy places the organism in Eukaryota, Metazoa, Arthropoda, Copepoda, Calanoida, Temoridae. The transcript has 4 exons. Gene Ontology annotation, cellular component: cilium. Gene Ontology annotation, molecular function: lipid binding.